UUGGUGGCCCUCGCGGUGAACCCUGGGAUGCUGCUGGCGGGGAGGUUCCUCAGCGGCGUGUUCUCGGGCAUGAUGUCUGUCACGGGGAACGUUUACGCCGUGGAGCUCCCGGACACGAACGUCAGGGGGUUCCUGGCCAUGAUCCCGAACGUCAUGGUCAGCGUCGGCCUCCUGGCAAGCGUGAGCCUCGGGCUGUGCCUCCGCUGGUUCGAGAUCCCCGCGGUGGCCAUCGGGGUGUUCGCCGCGUGCUGCGCCUCGGUGUCCUUCGUCCCCGAGAGCCCGACGUUCCUGGCGGUCAGCGGGAGGGAGUCCGAGGCGAGGAGGGUCCUCAGGAGGCUUCGAGGGCCGAGCGCCGACGUCGAGGAGGAGAUGGAGGUCCUGAGGGCUUACAACCAGGACAAGACGGGGCAGCCGAUCUACAAGCUGCUCCUCCAGCGGGACGUCCUCCGCGCCCUGUUGGUCAUCCAGGGGCUCUUCCUCAUCCAGAACUUCUGCGGCUUCAGCGCCUUCAUGAUCAACACGACGAGGAUCUUCCAAGACGCCGGUUCUAGCCUGGACGAGGAGCUGUCGUCCAUCCUCGUCUUCCUGGUGCAGAUGGCGGGCAACGUGGUGGCCAGUCUGCUGCUGGACCGGGCGGGGCGUCGGGCUCCCCUCGUCGUCUCGCUGUCUGUCAUGGCCGUCUGCCUCUACGUCAUGGGCUCCUACGUCUACUUCGCCGAACGACAGGAUCCCGGUUUCGGCGUCGGUCCAUCCCUUUGUCCUCACGCUGAGUAUUUCCGACGAGUAUCAGAGCCCAGCUCUUCACGCCCAUGCAGACCCGCCCUCACCACGCCCGGGCUGUACUGGUUCUACUGGGGCGUGUCCAUCGUGGGCGUUCUCUUCUGCACCGCCUUCGUCAGGGAGACCAUGAGAGUUGCCGUGGGUUGA
Penaeus vannamei (Pacific white shrimp) is the source of this 927-nucleotide messenger RNA. The record is from RefSeq and is a predicted model, not a curated record. Lineage: Eukaryota; Metazoa; Arthropoda; Malacostraca; Decapoda; Penaeidae.